Molecule: messenger RNA, 2395 nt
Organism: Ochotona curzoniae (black-lipped pika)
Lineage: Eukaryota; Metazoa; Chordata; Mammalia; Lagomorpha; Ochotonidae
Gene: RPAP3
Product: RNA polymerase II associated protein 3
Exons: 17
Coding region: 121-2178 (685 amino acids)
Molecular function (GO): protein binding
Source: RefSeq, a predicted model, not a curated record
UUGCUGGAGUUGCCCCAUGCUGCCUGCAGAGCGAGUAGUUGCGAGGGUUUGCCUUUCCCCUCUGCUGCCUCAGGCCUUGUGUGACCUACACCUGCCGGAAGGAGUAGAGCAGGAAGUCAGAUGCCCGCACUGGCUCUGGUGGGCAGCAGCUGGCUGCCCUGGGGCCACUCGUGGAUGCCGUGGCUGGCGGCUGAGCACAUCUCGGUCAAAAUGACAUCAAGUAAAGCCUUGGAAUUACAGCUGCAGGUGAAACAAAAUGCAGAAGAGCUACAAGACUUUGUGAGGGAUUUAGAGAACUGGGAAAAAGACAUCAGGCAGAAGGAUUUGGAACUCCAAAGGCAGAGUGGUGUUCCUGAAGAGAAUUUGCCUCCUAUUCGAAAUGGGAAUUUUAGAAGAAAGAAGAAAGUGAAAACUAAAGAAUCUUCCAAAAGAAUUAAAGAAGAAAACACAAAAAACAGGAUAAAAUCUUAUGAUUAUGAGGCAUGGGCCAAGCUGGACGUGGACAGCAUCCUCGAGGAGCUGGACAAGGAGGACAGCACCCAUGGUUCUGGGUCUCAGGAGUCUGAGUCGGAGGAAGACGGGAUUCGCGUGGACUCACAGAAGGCUCUUGCUCUGAAGGACAAGGGAAAUAAAUACUUCAAGCAAGGAAAAUAUGAUGAGGCAAUUGAAUGCUACACGAAAGGCAUGGAUGCUGACCCGUACAAUCCUGUGUUACCGACGAACAGAGCAUCAGCGCACCUCAGGCUGAAAAAGUUUGCUGUUGCUGAGUCUGAUUGUAAUUUAGCAAUUGCCUUAAAUCGAAACUACACAAAGGCGUAUGCCAGACGGGCUGCUGCUCGGGCUGCUUUGCAGAACAUGGAGGGUGCCAAAGCAGAUUAUGAGAAAGUGUUAGAAUUGGAACCAGGUCACUUUGAAGCAACAAAUGAACUGAGGAAGAUUAAUCAGACCUUUCAGUCUGAAGGGAGCUCACAGCCUGCUGGAGUCGCCAUGGAGAAGAGGCCCCCCGAGGGAGAAGGAGCAGCCACGGAAGAACGGAAGCGGCAGCAGGCCCUGGCGCAGAAGGACCUGGGGAAUAUAUUUUUCAAAGAGGGGAGAUAUGAAAAGGCUAUUGAAUGCUAUACCCAAGGAAUGGCAGCCGACAGCACCAAUGCCCUUCUCCCUGCCAACAGGGCAAUGGCUUACCUGAAGAUACGGAAAUUCCGAGAGGCUGAAGAAGACUGCACAUGCGCCAUUUCCUUAGACGGCUCGUACUCCAAAGCUUUUGCCAGAAGAGGAACAGCAAGGAACCUUUUAGGAAAGCUGAGUGAAGCCAGGCAGGAUUUUGAAACUGUUUUACUCCUGGAACCUGGAAAUAAGCAAGCGGUGACUGAACUUUCCAGAAUCAAAAAGGAAUUGAUUGAGAAAGGGCUGUGGGACGAGGUCUUCCUUGAGUCCACACAGAGGCAGAACGAGGUGAAGCCAGCUGGGAAGCCACCGCAGCCUGGAGCCUCUAAACAACUCAGGAACAUUGUUAUUGAAGAAACUGGAAAUGUAGACAGCACAGCCACUGCCGCCAUAAGUACUGAUCCUGCUGAACUAGCCAGCGCAGAAGCUGCUGCGAGCACCACACAAGAUAAUUCAAGCCAGGAGGGUACUUUGGCCAUCAGUGACAUGCCAAGAACAAAAGUGUUGAAAAUAGAAGAGACAAGUGACACCUUGCGCCUGCACCCACAGGCCAGGCUGAGGCCAGGUGGACAGCAGCCUCCCUCGGAGAAGUCGGCUGCAGAGGUGGGACCAGUGCCUCCUCACUUGGCCACGACUGCUCUCCCUCCGGUUCCUGCAAACUCUUUUCAACUUGAAUCUGAUUUCAGGAGACUGAGAAGUUGUCCAGAUGCACUGUACCAGUACUUGAAGCAAAUUGAGCCAUCCCUGUAUCCUAAGUUGUUUCAGAAGAACCUGGAACCAGAUGUGUUCAACCAGAUCAUUAGGAUUCUGCAUGAUUUCUACAUUGAGAAAGAGAAACCAUCACUCAUCUUUGAAGUCUUACAGAAACUUUCUGAAUUGAAGAGGUUUGAGAUGGCAGUGAUGUUUAUGUCAGAAGCAGAGAAAAGGACUGUGCGUGCAUUGCUCAGUCACGUGGAUGGAGCAGGGCUUGGGGGACGACCCCUUGACGACCUCAGGAAGAGGUAUGGAGGCUGAGCGUCCUGUGGUGGGCGUCACUGUGAAUUUAAUGGAUAGUUUAUGGAAAAUAAAGUGUUUUACUUUUUAAGAAAAUAAACCAAAAAGGACUGCCUUUGGAAUAAGCUGGUUAGCUAAUGUGAUUAUUGUUUAACUUGUGAUUAAUGUAUUCAGAGAAGUAUUUAAUAUAUUUUUCUGGAAAUAAAAAUGUUUGCAGUGAAGUGUAUUUUUAAGGAUU